GCGAAUCAAGUCGCAUUCCUGGGGAAUUGUCGAUCGAAGUUCAUAUGAUUGGGAUGAUGGCGAGAAGAGCAAAUGAUGUGGGGUGUUCGUGAAUGCCGUGAUUCUGACUGAUGUGGGUUUUGAGCAGCUUCAGGGUUUGUCAUGAUCUGUGAGUGAUGGCGAUGCCAGAGAUGGGUUUAAGGAGUGAUGGAGGUGGCGACCUAACGAGGGAUUGAAGAGAAGGGUUUGAGAUUUUAAGGGGGGGGGGGUGGCUAUGGCGGAGAAGGGGAGCGGGAAGCUCCUUGGAGUGUCGGAUUGGGAGCAGUUGUUUCAGGAUUUUAAGGCGUCGCUCGAUUUGCAGCAGAAGUGGUUGGCGUCGUGGCCUGGUCUGACGAUUAUCGACCAAGCGCUACAAAGUAUCACGAAGAAGGAGUAUCCACUGAAGGCGCCAUUAUUCAAUUUCCUGGAGGAGAAUGGGAGUGCAUUGGUGGGCGAGGACGAUGCUCCUGCGGGAGUUGCAAUGUUGGUAGAGGGGCUAAAGAGUGUGUUGCAGGCGCAGGUGGACGGAGUGGCGAUCACUUAUGGAUUGAAGGAGCAGAUGAUGGUGAUGGUGACCACAGUUGCCAUUGACGUGGAUGCGAUUCAUUCUGCUACCGUGGCUUUUGAAACCCUCAUCGAGGUCCUGCUUGGAUUUAUCAACCGGACGAAUCAUGCCGUCGACCGGCAUGUUCGCGCUACGGCGUGCGACUGUUUGAAGGAACUCGAGAUGGCGCACCCAUGCUUGCUGAGUUCGUGUGUUGGGCAUGUGUUUUCGUUUUGCCAGAGUGAGCGGACGCAUGCCAGCCAAGCCUACAAGUUGCUGCUCACUGCUAUAUUGCACAACAUGGCGUGUCACAUGUACACUGGGAAGCAGUCGAGGUUGGUGGGGUCGAACUCUUUCUUAUCAAUCACUACCCCUUUGGUCCCGUUUUCGGUUCCUUCGUAUCUGGCUGCAUCCAGCGCUCGCCAAGAAGCAUCUUCCGUGCCCACAAGAGAACUGUCCGCAGGCAGCAUCAAAGAGUUCAAACGUGCGGUUGCUUAUCUGCUCCAACAUUUGGAUCUAUUGACAGAAUUCGGAAUGUUGGAAUUUGUGACCAGGUUCAUUAAUAUUGCAAAAGCACUUGAGCUUCACGGUUCUCUUUUGAGACCCACAGUGUCUAGUCUCUUAUAUGCCUACAACCCAGUUAUAAUCCACGUGGUACUCGUAAUAUUUACGCAGUUUAUUAAGGCAUUCGAAGGGGAAGAGAAUGCGAUUGUGAAGCGCCUGGCUACUCUCUGUUGUGAAAGCCAACAGCCUCUUCCCAUUCGGUUACUUGGUCUGCAUUGGCUGUUGGGGUUAGAAAAGCAGCUUCAAUUAGAAGCUUCUAUCAUUGCGCCCGAGGCUCCGGGUCUCUACCCCCGCAUGUACGACCCUCUUGCUUUACAAGCAUUGAAGCUCGAGACUUUGGCACAGUGUGCAGUUCAGCUCAAGUCUGCAACUGAAUCACAAUUGGCAAGUAACGGUUCUACAUUGGGGAUCUUUAAGGUCUUAGGGAUGGACGUGACGCCAACAGAUGCUGCGAGUAAAAUCCUGAACGAAGGUUUGCUUUGUUUGUCGUCUUUCACAUGGCUGCCUCCUUCUAGCACAGAGACACAGAUAACUUUCUUUGCCUUGCACAAUUUCCUCACCGCUGCUGCUCCACAUAAAGGAUCAUGUCCAGAUGCAGAGAUUGGCAAAUUCACCAAGUCACCCUUAUUCUGUACCAUACAGCUGAUCCUUGUGAAAAUGGCUUUAAAAAUCCUCACUCUUAUCCCCAAUAUUCUUAAGCUUGUGGACCAGCUUCUGGCUUGUGAAGCGCAUCACAGAUUAGGUGAGCAUCUUUUGCGCACCUUCAAUGAUGACUUGCUUCCCCAGUUGGCCCCAAGCCGCAAUUUGCCCGCUUAUUUUCCCCUUCUAGAGCGGAUUGCUGAGAAUAAAAACAUUCCUCCGGCCCGGCUGCUGGAGCUCCUUACCAUGUAUAUAAGAAAGCUUGUCGAAGAAGACAAGGGAGAUGAAGGCUUGCGACUCUGGCAACGAGGUAACCAGGUUCUUGGAAUCUGCUGCAAGGUAUUGAUGCACCACCAAAGCUCACGAGGAUUCCAUGGACUCGUCCAAUUGCUCACAUAUAUGUGUAGGUUCUUCCCAGAUCUGGAUGGGCGUGACACCGCCAGAUUGUACUUGAGAAUGCUCAUUAGCAUUCCGGGAGAUCCUCUUCGUAGGAUUUUGCGGUAUGGAGACAAGCGAAUCGAAGAAGCUAACGCUUCACAAUAUAACACCGUUUCUUCUAAUCCUAGCAAGCAGGAGACUCAGGCCCAAGUUGCUGAGUAUGUUAAACUUACAAGAGAAAGAACACUACUGGUUCGUCACUCAUGGUCUUUAGUUCUCUACAACACGUUUCAGACUGGUGUUGAUGGAGGAUAUACAGAUUUAGACCUGGGGGUCCGGGUUCCUGAAGUAGUUGUCGAGGAUGUUAGUGAUCAACCCAAGGAGGCAAGUGAAGAAGUGAAAAAUAAGAGCAUCCAUGCAACUGUCAGUGAGAAGGACGCUUUCAUUGUUCAAGACGCAGAAAGUAAAGUCAAGGAGAAAAAAGGAAGACCAUCUGACGCAGUUCCACGUGUAAUGGAUGCAAGGACCUCUAGUAUUUUAGCUGUACUACGGCAACAUUUUGAGGAGAUUCCAGACUACCGGAAUGGUUUUGGGGUAAAGAUCAGCGUUCGGUGUGAAUUAAGGUUUCUGGGUGAAGUACUGAUGGGCUUACUGGCAGAAUCGUAUGGUGGAUCAGAUCCCAGCAAUGUGUCUGAAUCCUGGCCCGCAAUAUACGCAGUUGUAAUCUCUUUCAGUUCUACCGGGCUAUAUGGACCCAUUCAUUCUGUACACGUUCCCUUUCUCCUCAGCGAACCACCCCAGAAUAGAUCCUGGCGAACUCCAGGGACAGAAAGUCCUACAUCAGUCAUUACAGAAGCUGAUCCAAAUUUUAGCAUCGAGAAGUCCAAUGCUAAGAGUAAAACUUUUCCCGAGGAUUCUGAUGAUGACCGUGGUCAGCAGUUUCUUCUGCUUGAGGGAUCGAAAGAGGAUGACGAAGUCACUUAUAGCGAGACUAUUGUCGUGGAAUUAGAGCCCAAGCAGCCAGUUCCCACCCUUGUGGACGCAAAAAUCGUCUUCUCUAAUGAAGAUGGGCACACCGUACAAGGCCAGCUUGAUUCAAUUCCAGUGGGGAUCGAAGAUCUAUUCCAGAAGCCCCUGCUCCCCGAAGACCUCGCUCACUGUGACCAGCCCGAGUAUCUUUUUUCUCUUUUCAAAGCUCUGUUCGAGGCCUGCAGUGGCCCUGGCCGCUUGGGUACUGAGACGUUUCUCUUGAAAAAUGCUGAGUCGAAAGCUGGGGUUUCAAUCGAAGGCUCGGAGAGUGUGAAGCUUCUGGAAGGGCAGGCAGAUCGCAUUGUGGGCGCAGUUGAGCAAUGGCUUGGCCCCUUUGUAGUUGCUGUGAGCGGUAGCGCACUGGUUAGCAUGGUUAAAGAUGGGGGUAUGUUAACUCAUCCUGUGUUUUUGGAGGACGACUUUUCAUUCCACCCUCGAGGAGACGCCGGAAGAAGCUCACAUGGGUGGCCGGGCGAUGGCGCCAUCCUUAGAUUAGAAGAUUCCAAGAACAAAGCAGAGCAAGGCUCUGUCAAUCCCAACGCACGGCCAAUGGGCCUUGAAGUUGGCAGUAAGGGUGGGUUAGGGUGUUUUUACGUGCUUAUCUUCCUGCCCCCACGAUACCAUUUGCUCCUUCGAAUGGAAGUAUCUGACUGGUCUACGCUGGUACGUAUCCGCACUGACCACUGGCCAUGUCUUGCCCAUGUGGACGAGUUCCUCGAAGCUCUGGUCAUGUCAAGGUAGCACUGUAGGAAUUGUAUGAUCGUGUCGACACAUUUAUAGUCUGGAUUAGUGUUUUAUUUUGUUUGACCAACAGAACAGUACUUCGGCUAUUCCUCAUGUUUAGAAACUUGAUUGGUGGAAUUGUAAUAUUCCAACGAAGCUGCCUUCUAGAUUGUCAUAGGUUUGUCAUCAAAUACUAUUCCUAGAGGGUUGUUUGCAGGAAGACAAGCGUGGGUGCUCUAUUCGUGAUUGUCGACACCGAGGUUGGGACCUAGUACGUGUUUUGUAGCAUUAUUUUAUUAGGUAUCGAAGAUUAUUAAAAUUUAAAACUCGUAGAUCUUAGCAGCUUCAUGUCAUACGUGAUACUGUCUCAAGUCGAGUGACUGCAGAGUGUACGUAUAGCAGCAGACCUGGACUGUAGAUAUGCCUUUACAAAUUCUCCUACACCAAGUUAAUGUUUUCAAGCCCAAUGUUGUGUUUGGGCGUUUCAUACGUUCUAACAGGAUUUGUGUUGAAGUAAUGCUCACCUUGUUCCAAUUUUAGUGCAAUAUUCAUUUACUCUCAGAUCUAUCAAUAAAGUCACAGAAAUCACAGCGUGAUUUAUCUUGGAGCCUGA
Molecule: messenger RNA, 4508 nt
Organism: Physcomitrium patens
Lineage: Eukaryota; Viridiplantae; Streptophyta; Bryopsida; Funariales; Funariaceae
Biological process (GO): endosomal transport
Cellular component (GO): AP-type membrane coat adaptor complex
Source: RefSeq, a predicted model, not a curated record